This is a messenger RNA of Solanum dulcamara, 2286 nucleotides long. RefSeq names its product protein IQ-DOMAIN 31-like. NCBI's taxonomy places the organism in Eukaryota, Viridiplantae, Streptophyta, Magnoliopsida, Solanales, Solanaceae. Gene Ontology annotation, molecular function: protein binding. The transcript has 7 exons. The record is from RefSeq and is a predicted model, not a curated record. The coding region runs from base 376 to 2046 and encodes 556 amino acids.
AAUAAAAAGUGGAUUAGCAGGAAAUGACCAACUUUACUAAAAGUGAUAGUAUACAUUUGUACUUAUCGUAUAUGUAGAGACUCCGUCACUGUUUACAUCUACCACAAGUGCUGCACAAAUCCGAAAUCCGAGAGAGAGAAGCGGUGGAGGGGUCCAUCUUUCCUCAAGGUAUGGAUGGCUAUGGCCAUAUGGGCCAUCCUUUAGCAGCUCAAGUUUUUAUUUCCUUUUAGCUUUCAUCUCAAUCUACAUUCAUAGCUAUCUUCUUCCUCUUGAAUUUCACUUAUGCUAAGUUUCGGAUCUUAAAACAGAAGCUUCCGUUUCUGUUCUUCAGGAUUCAGUUGAAACCCCCUUUAAUUCAGCAGCUGGCUGUCUGCAAUGGGGAAAAAAUCUCCUGCCAAGUGGAUCAAGGCCGUGCUUUUUGGGAAGAAAUCAUCCAAGUCUCAUUUAUCUAAGGAUGCUUCCGGUGAGAAAAUAUGUUCUGCAAAAGCGCCGGUGGGGGAUCUCUCUCUUGAUUCACCAACUUUGGAUCCACCAGUUGAGAAUUUUGAUAGUGGUGGUGACCAGGCUGGAUUGGAAAAGGGUACAAGCACUGACUUUGCAUGUGAAACCGCCUCAUUAUCCUCUGCAACACUCGAUAUAGAUCCGCAUGUGAAUGGGGCAAUCUUCAUAGAUGAUGCUGUGCUGAAAAGACAAGAGCAUGCUGCCACCAUAGCACAAGCGGCCUUUAGGGGUUACUUGGCUCGUCGGGCUUUUCGAGCUCUCAAAGGCAUCAUAAGGCUACAAGCUCUUAUUCGUGGGCAUUUGGUAAGGAGACAGGCAGUUGCUACUUUACGGUGCAUGCAGGCAAUUGUCAGGAUUCAGGCAUUAGCUCGUGGCUGGAGGGUUAGACUCUUAGAUCCUGGGCAUCAGUUGCUUGGAAAGUAUAGUUUUGAGGAACUUAAGGAUCCUGAGCAGAGGCCUGCAAAAUUGACAGCUUAUGCAUUUCCACGCAAGCUUCUUGUGGCAGUGCCAACAGCCAUACCUUUGAGCCUUCAGUAUGAUGAGUGCGAACCUAAUUCAGCUCGGCAGUGGCUUGAAAGAUGGUCACUUUCUCGCUUUUGGGAACCACUUCCACAGCCAAAGAAAGUAGUUGGAGCAAAGUCGCUGAAGAAGCAGGGUAACAAGGUGAGUGUUGAAACAGAAGCAGUAAGACCAAAACGAAGUGUCAAAAAGGUUCUUACAGCAUCAAAUGGAGAUGCUUAUGCUGUAAGUUCUUCUGAACCAGAAAAGGCUAAACGCAACCCCAGGAAAUUUUCGAAUCAUCACAUAGAGCCAGUGCAGGAUCAGCCUCAAAAUGAACUUGAAAAAGUCAAGCGCAAUUUAAGAAAAGUUUCUGCAGCUUUGGCAACACCUUCAGAGAGGUCAGAAACAGAAACUGAAAAGGUGCAACAGACUCCUAAUCUGGCUCAGGCUCAGGCUAUAACAUCAAAAUCCUUAGCUCCAGAUGUCGUUGAACAAGUGGUGGUUAAUUCUUAUGAGAAAACGAGUGAUUCAGCUCCUGAAAUCGAGAAAUUGGCUGUAAUUGAAGCUCCUUUACCUGUAGCAGUGGAUGAGCCAGCUGAUGUACUGCACGAUCAUCCUACCUCUGAGCAGCAGCAGUCGGAGGAUGUUGGGAACACUGCAAACAGCACAGUUGUCAAUGAGGAACUUAGCUCGAUGGAAGAUCAGACUACCAAAGAAAGAACUAGGAGGAGGAAAUCUCUUCCCACUAAGCAGGACAAUUCUGAGAAUAUUUCACAGAAUACACCAAGUGUGCCUAGUUAUAUGGCUGCCACUCAAUCUGCUAAGGCAAAGCUUAAAGCUCAAGGAUCUCCCAAGGUAAGUGAUGAUGGAGCUGAAAAUGGGUUUGUCAGACGUCAUUCUCUACCAUCCUCUGCCAAUGGCAAAUUCAACUCAUUGUCACCUCGGAUUCAAAAGCCAGGGCAAGCAAAUGGAAAAGGUGGAAACAAGACCAGACCAAUGUCUUCCUUGAAAGACGAAAAGGUGCUUCCUGGUUGGAGGAGAUGAGUUCAACAUUCUGCUUACUCAAGGAACUUUAGUACUGCAUGUGUGUUGACAUCAAUUGUUUCUUCUGUUAUUUUCUGUAUUAGGUUAAAUUUGCAAAUUCCAAAUAACCGUCAUUUGAUAUUAUAAGUAUCUUUAUCAUGUUUCUAUUAGUGUUGUUGGGGUGUUUGCAGUUAUUGUAUAGUUGAGACUCUGUACUUCGUUUAACAGGAUUCCCAUGAUAUUCUUUAUCUUCCUUUCCUU